Rhinolophus ferrumequinum (greater horseshoe bat) is the source of this 2354-nucleotide messenger RNA. It is a transcript of the gene CNGB3, whose product is annotated as cyclic nucleotide gated channel subunit beta 3. Gene Ontology annotation, molecular function: intracellularly cAMP-activated cation channel activity; intracellularly cGMP-activated cation channel activity; protein-containing complex binding. The transcript is spliced from 18 exons. Gene Ontology annotation, cellular component: intracellular cyclic nucleotide activated cation channel complex; plasma membrane; photoreceptor outer segment. Gene Ontology annotation, biological process: monoatomic cation transmembrane transport. The coding region runs from base 18 to 2354 and encodes 778 amino acids. The record is from RefSeq and is a predicted model, not a curated record. Lineage: Eukaryota; Metazoa; Chordata; Mammalia; Chiroptera; Rhinolophidae.
GAACCACAUCUGAGAAGAUGUUGAAAUCACUGACAACAAAAUUCAACAAGGUGCGACCUGGAGAAGGGGGUGAUGAGAGGACACAAGGCCCUGGUCCCAGCAGUCGGUCUCAGCGGCCCAGGACACAGGGAGAAAACAAAAGUGGAGUGAAAUCUCUCCAAACCAAGAUGACCCCAGUCACAUUGGAAGAGUCGCACACCAAAAUACAAGGUAAAUUAUCCAAGAAGAAUUCCCUCAGAGAUCUGACCACAAACCCUGAUCCUCAGAGUCCAGCAGAGCUAAUCAGAACAAAGCCAGAGCAGAAGGAAAGGGAGACUGAGAAAGAGGACCUAAUCAGUGCAAAGCGCAAACCACUUGGAGCCCCUGUGAUAAACGCGCGCGCGGACGCCCAGCUGCACGAGCUCGUGAGAAGAAUGAGGCGAAGGACGGCCCUCUACAGGCGGCAGCUGGAGGAAGGAGACGCGGGCUCCCCCGAGGCCAGCGCCCGAGCCGCAGAGCCCACAGCUGUCCCGUCGGCACAAGAAAGCACUGCUGAGCUGAAAGAAGAGCAGGACCAUCACGUGUCGCGCUGCAGGCUCCAGAAGGUGCCUCUGACUGACUACCUCAAGCGAAUCAGACUCCCAGGAAGCAUAGAUUCCCACACAGAUCAGUUCUACUUCCUGUGGCUCUUGCUUGUCACCAUCGCCUAUAACUGGAACUGCUGGCUUCUUCCGCUGCGUCUCGUCUUUCCCUAUCAAACACCAGACAACGUGCGCUGGUGGCUGGUGGCAGACAUCGUGUGUGACGGCAUCUACCUCUGUGAUGUGCUGUUAAUCCAGCCCAGACUGCAGUUUAUAAGAGGAGGAGACGCAAUCGUGGAUUCACAUGAGCUAAUGAGGCACUACCGGAGUUCUACAAAAUUUCAGCUGGAUGUCGCAUCCGUAGUGCCAUUUGAUGUUUUCUACUUCUUCUUUGGACUUAACCCAAUAUUUAGGACAAAUAGGAUAUUAAAGUACACCUCAUUUUUCGAGUUUAAUCAUCGCCUAGAGUCUCUGCUGGACAAGGCAUAUGUCUACAGAGUCCUUCGAACAACGGGAUACCUGCUGUUUACUCUGCACCUGAAUGCCUGCAUGUAUUACUGGGCUUCUGACUAUGAAGGAAUUGCAUCUACGAAAUGGGUGUAUAAUGGUGAAGGAAACAAGUAUCUGAGGUGUUACUACUGGGCGGUGCGCAGUUUAAUUACCAUCGGGGGCCUUCCAGAGCCGCAGACUUCAUUUGAAAUUGUUUUUCAGCUGCUGAAUUUUUUCUUGGGAGUUUUUGUGUUCUCCACUUUGAUUGGUCAGAUGCGAGAUGUCAUUGGAGCAGCGACAGCCAAUCAGAACAACUUCCGGGUCUGCAUGGAUCACACCAUUGCCUACAUGAACACUUACUCCGUGCCUAAGAACCUGCAAAUUCGGGUUCGGACUUGGUAUCAAUACACGUGGGACUCGCAAAGAAUGCUGGAUGAGUGCAACCGGCUUGAGGCCCUGCCCCCCGCGAUGCAGUUAGCCCUGGCCGUGGACAUGACCUUCAGCAUUAUCAGCAAGGUCGACUUGUUCAAGGGUUGUGAUACACAGAUGCUUUAUGACAUGUUGUUAAGACUAAAAUCCACCGUCUAUUUACCUGGUGACAUUGUCUGCAAAAAGGGAGAAAUCGGCAAGGAAAUGUAUAUUGUCAAGGAAGGAGAAGUUCAAGUUCUUGGAGGCUGUGACGGCGCACAAGUUCUGGCCACUCUGAAAGCUGGGACAGUGUUUGGAGAGGUCAGCCUCCUAGCAGCAGCAGGAGGAAACCGCCGGACUGCCACCGUGAUGGCCCAUGGCUUCACCAAUCUUUUAACUCUGGACAAAAAGACCCUGCAAGAAAUUCUAGUGCAUUAUCCAGAUUCUGAAAAACUCCUCAUGAGGAAAGCCAGAGUGCUUCUCAAGCAGGCUCCAGCCGCAGAGGCAACCUCUCCAACGAAAGGACUUGCCUUUCUCUUCCCACCCAAACCAGAGACCCCCAAAAUGUUUGAAGUUCUCCAGGGAGGCACAGGGAAAGCUGGUCUUGCAAGACUCCUCAAGCUGAAGAGAGAGCAGAACGUUCUGGAACACAGUGAGAACUGCGAAGGAGGAGAGCGUAAAGGGAAAGGAUGUGAAGAUAAAGGAAGAGGGCCGACAGAGAAAGCACUGGACAAACUGAAACGCAGAGCAGGCUCUGCUACAGACGAGGCCGUGCCCAUUAGAAGGGUAGUGUCACCCGGAGAAACUGCCCGCCGGUCACUCAUCAGCAUGGCUCCUUCUGCCCAGGCCAGGGAAGAGGUGCUGCCAACCGCAGCCAGAGGAGAGGCCCAGCGAUAA